AUGCCUCCCCGAAUACCGCUUGCCAGCGUCUCGGCGUGCUGCAGAGCCGCCGUCAGCCCUCCCGCCGCCUCAUUGACCACCUUCUUCGCCCGGCUCUCCCUCCAGCAAACCCGCAAUGCCUCGAUCCUGGGCAGCCUGGCCAACAACCCCGGCGCUAUACACAAGAAGAAGCGAGUCGGCCGCGGUCCCUCGUCGGGCCAUGGAAAGACGUCCGGAAGAGGUCACAAGGGUCAGGGACAGCACGGAAAGGUGAAGCCCUGGUUCCAGGGUGGCCAGACGCCGUUGAUUGUGAAGCACGGCAGGAAGGGCUUUGACAACUUCCGAGCGCCCAAGAUUUCCGAGGUGAACCUGGACCAGAUCCAGAACUGGAUCGACCAGGGCCGACUCGACCCCACGAAGCAAAUCACACCAAAGGAGCUCAUCGAGAGCAAACUCAUUGGGAGCGUGAAGGAUGGUGUCAAGAUUCUCUCCCGCGGCGGCGAGAACCUCAAGCAGCCCAUCAAUGUCAUGGUCUCAAGGGUCUCUGCGGGCGCCAUCGCCGCUAUCGAGGCUUCCGGAGGCAAGGUUACCACUAGAUACUACACCCGACUGGCCAUUGAGCGACUAUUGUCCGGCGAAUCAGUCAAUACCGAUAAACCUCUACCCGUCGGCAAGGAGCAUGUCGAAGGAAUUCUGGCAGAGGCGAGAAAGGGCCCCUUCCGAUACAGACUGCCCGACCCCACGAGCCGUGCCGACAUCGAGUACUACCGAGACCCAGCGCAUCGCGGAUACCUGAGCCACCAGCUUGCUCCUGGCCAGUCGCCCAGUUUGUACUUUAGGGUGCCUGGUGUGCACAAGGUGAAGAGCGCGGUGAAGACGGACAAGAAGAAGGCGGAGGAGACGCUGUGUCAGUACCGAUUAUCCUGAGGCCAUACACCGCCCGCGUCGACUUCGAGACAGCUCCUGCGACUCCAUCACAGCAUGUCGCUCUUUGGCGACUCGCCCACCGACAACGGCCCAGCCCCGGGCUCAUCGCCGCCUCGCCGCUCCGGAGCAGCAGCCAGGGCGUCAGGCGGCCUCUUCGACGACGAGCCCGCGUCCGGCCGCAACUCGUCCAGCCUCUUCGACGACGGCAGCGGCGCCUCGUCGCCCUGGGACAUGCCCACGCCGCGCAAGCAGCAGAGCCGGGCCGAGCUGAUCCGCAACCUGCUGCCAGCCUCGGACGUGCCCGACAGCUACAUCGAGGCCUUUGACGCCGUGGUGCGCGAGGACGGCCACGAGGGCCGCGUCACGGCCGCCGGCAUCGCCAAGCUCUUUGCCGUGGCGAGGCUCGAGGCCGACGCCCAGGCGCGCAUCAUGUCGCUCGUGGCUCCGGGAGGGUCCGACGUUUCAUUAUCGCGCAACGAGUUCAACGUGGUGCUGGCGCUCAUUGGGUUGGCGCAGGAGGGCGACAUUAUCAGCCUUGACGGAGUCGAUGAGCGGCGAAGAAAUCUCCCCCGGCCCAAGCUGCCCGGUCUGACCGCCGAACCCGUCAUGCCUCCGGUUGCUGAGCUUGCUGCAAAGCCACCACAAGUCCCGACCGAACAUGAGCCAGAGCCGGAAGCAGAACCCUAUAAGCCCGAGCCUCAACCACAGCCUCGGCCCCAGCCUUUGCCAGAGCCACAGCACCAACGCGAGCUUCCGCCCGCCCCCUCGAGCAUCAUGAGCAGGUCGACCAUGGGCCACACUCACCCUCAAGGCGGACAAGAGAGCCACGCGGCCGCAAUCAAUGGACACGGCCACGGCCACGGCUUCGGCCAGGAUGCACCUCCAUCAUUUGACCCACGCCCCACGAACCAUUACAGUGCUCCCCCGGAGCCAAUCCGCCCUCCCAACCGGCCCCGUCAGAUCUCGAGCGGCUCCUUGUCCGGUCAGGGAGCAUGGGGAGGUGGAUUCUAUGGCAGCUCGCCCGCUGGUGGCGGUUUCAACGAUGUGCCCCAGCAUCAGAACCCGCCGCCCAUCCCCAACAUCUUUGGGAAUGAUGGUGCUCUCCAGAUCGGGGGAAUCGCCCCGGCUCCCGUUGUUCCAUCGCGGAGUCUAGGAGGCCGCAUCGGAAACAGUAUGCAGGAAAACGUCGUCGUCACUCUGAUGCCCGGCAAGGAGGGCAUCUUCAUGUUCCAGCACCACAACUACGAGGUUACUAGCCUACGGCGUGGGAGUAAGGUGGUUCGCCGGUACAGCGACUUUGUAUGGCUGCUGGACUGCCUGCACAAGAGAUAUCCAUUUCGGAUGCUACCAUUGCUGCCUCCUAAACGCGUCGCUGUGAAUGGUAAUCACCUCUCUAACGACGGUUCCUUUAUCGAAAAGCGACGAAGAGGCUUGGCUAGGUUUUUGAAUGCUAUUGUUCGGCACCCAGUGUUGAGUCAAGAGCAGCUGGUUAUCAUGUUCUUGACUGUUCCUACAGAACUCGCCGUGUGGCGGAAGCAGGCAACCUUUUCUGUCCAGGAUGAGUUCACCGACCGACAACUACCCCCCGGCCUAGAGGAUUCACUGCCCCCGUCGCUUGAGGAGCUCUUCCUCCGAACACGCAAUGGGGUUCGCCGAUCUGCCGAGCUGUACAUUAAUGCGUGCAACAUCAUGGACCGCCUCGUCAAGCGAACAGAGGGCGUUGCUGCCGACCACGCGCGGGUUGCCAUGACACUCAUGUCGCUCACGGAAGCCUCUGCAGACACUUAUGCCACCGAUCCAAGCGAGGUACCGCUGCUCAACGACGGCUUGACGGCCAUGAGCAAGCAUCUGCGGACCUGUCAGACGUUGCUCGAGGACGAGAGUCGGGGCUGGGACGAGGGAGUGCUGGAGGAUUUGAAGCGGCAGCGCGAUGCCCUGGUCAGCCUGCGGGAGCUGUUUGACCGGAGAGAGCGGCUAGACAAGGACAACAUUCCGUAUCUGGAGAGAAGGAUACAGGCCAACGAGACGAAGCUGGCCAACCUCCGGACAAAGCCAGAGGGUCUUGUCAAGCCAGGGGAAAUUGAAAAGGUGGCAGAGUCCAUCAUCAAGGACAAGGAAUCCAUUGUCCAGCAGCACAACCGCUCCAUCUUCGUCAAAGAGUGCCUCCGCGAUGAGCUCAUCACCUUCCAGUCGACGCAGUACCACGUCAGCAGGUGGAACCAGGACUGGGCCAGCGAGCGCGUCAAGUACGCCGAGAUGCUGGCCGACAACUGGAGGCGUCUGUUGGAUGCUCUCGAGGGCAUGCCGCUGGGCGAGU
Molecule: messenger RNA, 3223 nt
Organism: Trichoderma reesei QM6a
Lineage: Eukaryota; Fungi; Ascomycota; Sordariomycetes; Hypocreales; Hypocreaceae
Source: the annotation of a RefSeq genome assembly